This is a messenger RNA of Drosophila elegans, 708 nucleotides long. RefSeq lists its product as uncharacterized. The transcript has a single exon. The coding region runs from base 7 to 654 and encodes 215 amino acids. NCBI's taxonomy places the organism in Eukaryota, Metazoa, Arthropoda, Insecta, Diptera, Drosophilidae. Gene Ontology annotation, cellular component: extracellular region. The record is from RefSeq and is a predicted model, not a curated record. Gene Ontology annotation, molecular function: chitin binding.
ACAGUAAUGAACAGUAUUUGCACCUAUAAAGAAGGCUCUGAUCCGCGAGAUGAGACAGUCGAAACAGUCUAUAUGUGGCAGUUGUUGAUUGUCUUUGGCUGCCUGUUACCUGUAAAUCAGGUACGGGCGGAUUUACUAGAGGAAUGCACAGGUGUUAUAAUCAACAAGGUGCCCAAUGAGAACACGCAAUGCAGCGAAUAUGUUCACUGCGAUGGCGAGGAUUCGUACUACUGCAAUGGAGAUUGUCGCGAGGCCGUCGAUUGUAACGCUAAGGAAGUGACUACCAGAGCACCAGUUACCACCUUAAGAACUGCUGAACCCACACCCACCACCACCACGACGAGAGUGUCCACAACCGAAGAAGCUCCUUCUCCGGCAAAUACAACAUCUACUACACCGCAGACGGUGACAACCUCUUCGACCAUUUCACCACCUUCGAUGCCAACCACCGAUGUCCAUGUGAAGUGCAAGACGAGUGGCAAAAAUGAGGUCUAUCCGUAUCCAGCGAAUAGUAAUUACUACUAUCAAUGUCUUGCCGGUUAUCUGCUACUUCAGCAAUGCCCCCAGAACUUCCAUUUCGAUCAGUUCCAAGGACAGUGUAUUUCCACAAAACCGUAUCCGUAUCCGUAUCGCUCAUCGCGCUUACAUGUGUAAGAUGCAUCUGUGAAUCUGUAAUAAAGUCACUAUCAAAGCGUGUUCUUAGGCAAA